AUGAUGAACAACUCAACCUGCUCCAAUGACGCGGACCUCAAGUCUUACUAUGCAAUUACCUACACCCUCAUUCUGAUCCCUGGACUAAUAGGAAACACUUUAGCCCUGUGGGUCUUUUACGGUUACAUGAAAGAGACUAAAAGGGCUGUAAUAUUUAUGAUCAAUUUGGCCAUUGCUGAUUUGUCACAAGUUUUAUCCUUACCUCUAAGGAUUUUCUACUACUUGACUGGCACGUGGGAGUUUGGAGGAGGUCUCUGCAUGCUUUGCUUCUACCUGAAGUAUGUCAACAUGUAUGCAAGCAUCUACUUCUUGGUUUGCAUCAGCGUAAGACGAUUUUUGUUCCUCAUGUACCCAUUCAAAUUCAGCGACUGCAAACGCAUCUGUGAUGUGUAUAUCAGCAUCAUCGGGUGGGUCAUAGUCUGCAUUGGCUGUCUGCCUUUCCCUCUUCUCAGGCUUCACAAGAACGUCAAAAACACGUGUUUUGUGGACCUCCCAGUAAAGGAGGUCGAUCUUCCCAUCUCCAUUGCCAUGAUGACCAUAGGUGAACUGCUGGGCUUCGUAACGCCCCUGCUGAUAAUUCUGUAUUGCUCAUGGAAGACUAUCUUAUCAUUAAAAGAAAGAAAUUCUGCUUCACAUGACCUUGGAGAGAAAAAAAAGGCUUUAAAGAUGAUUCUCACCUGUGCCCUGGUAUUUCUGAUUUGCUUUGCACCUUACCAUAUCAGCUUCCCAUUAGAUUUCUUUGUCAAAACCAAGAAGAUCAAAAAUGAAUGUGCCCAGAAAGUGAUAUCAGUAUUUCAUGCUGUAGCUUUGUGUCUUGCCAGUUUAAAUUCCUGUGUAGACCCGGUCAUCUACUACUUUACUACAAAUGAGUUCAGAAGACGACUUUCAAGACAGGAUUUGCAAGACAGCAUUCAGCUGCACAACCUAAGUUAUGUGAAAAAACAUGCCAAAACUGAACUCAUGGGGCAAGUUAUAGACUGCUGA
Tinamus guttatus (white-throated tinamou) is the source of this 984-nucleotide messenger RNA. It is a transcript of the gene GPR174, whose product is annotated as G protein-coupled receptor 174. Gene Ontology annotation, biological process: positive regulation of Rho protein signal transduction; phospholipase C-activating G protein-coupled receptor signaling pathway. NCBI's taxonomy places the organism in Eukaryota, Metazoa, Chordata, Aves, Tinamiformes, Tinamidae. Gene Ontology annotation, molecular function: G protein-coupled receptor activity. The record is from RefSeq and is a predicted model, not a curated record. Gene Ontology annotation, cellular component: plasma membrane.